Molecule: messenger RNA, 1769 nt
Organism: Saccostrea cuccullata (small rock oyster)
Lineage: Eukaryota; Metazoa; Mollusca; Bivalvia; Ostreida; Ostreidae
Product: N-terminal kinase-like protein
Exons: 10
Source: RefSeq, a predicted model, not a curated record
GCUAUAGUUUUUAUUGCCCCCAAACUGAACUACAAGAACUUAAAUGAGGAGGUGAUGAAACACUUUGCCAGACUACAGGCCAGAGAUGAUCAGGGUGGUAUAAGGACAAACACAACAGUGUGUCUAGGGAAGAUAGCAUGUCAUCUGAAUCCACAAGUGAGACAGAAGAUGAUAUCCUCGGCCUUUCUGAGGGCCCUGAAGGAUCCAUUUCCCCCAGCCAGACAGGCUGGGAUACUAGGCAUGGCGUCCACCCAGAACUUCUUCACAUUGAAUGAAAUAGCUCAGAGGUUAUUACCAGCAGUGUGUUCCAUGACCAGAGACCCAGAAAAGGGGGUCAGAGAUCAGGCAUUCAGGGGAAUAAAAUGCUUUGUAGAAAAGUUAGAAAAGGUUUCAGAAAAUCCAGAGUUAGAAGCAGAGAUGGAGAAGGAUGUUCUGUCUGGGGGUUCUACAGUCUCCAGCAGUGCUGCCAGCUGGGCGGGGUGGGCGGUGACAGGGGUGUCUUCCCUGACAUCCAAACUGUACAAAAAGGAUGGCACCAGACAGAAGGCAACGGGAUCACCAGGACCAGCACAAAAUGUUGGUGAACUUCCAAAAAAGCCUACUCCAAAACCAGUGAGUGAUAAUCCAUCAGCCCCAGAACCAAGUCAGCCUGAGGAGACAGGGUGGGACGAGGAAGGAUGGGGAGAUAUUGAUGAUACUGUAGAUAAUGAGGAGGAGUUGAGUGAGACUCAGCCUCGGUCCACUGAUGGCUGGGAGGACAAUGAUGAGGAGGACUGGGGCAGUCUGGAGGAUACGGCCCCAAAGAGUGUUGGUCAGGAAAAAUCAUCAGGCAGUUCCAUGAAGCUUGGUUCUAAAAAAGCCGAGGAUGAGUGGGGAGGGGACUUUGGUAAUGAAUUUGUGAGUACCGAGGACAGCGGCCUAACAAUGGCAGGGGAAUACAACUGGGGGAAUACAUCAGAAACUGCCCAGGAAGACUUCUUUUCCUCAGCUAUGGGACUUCCAAAACAAAAACCAGCAAAAACAAAACCAAAAUCCAGUCCAUCCAGUUCUAGAUCCAGUCCGGCGCCAUCUGGUGUUGUAGCUAGUCAACAGAAGGCUUCAAAAGUGGAGUCUGGGUGGGACGUAGAAGACUCAGGGUGGGGGACAGAGGAGUGGGGGCCUGUGGGGUCCACCAACAAGACCACAGUCCAGAGUCGCCCAGCUAAACAGAAGAGUCCUAGUCCUCCUCCAGACACCUCAGGGUGGGGCGAUUCAGGCUGGGGGGAUGGUGACGACUGGGGAGCAGGUACCAACAAAAUUGAUGAAACAAGGAGAAAAAAAGAAGAAAGAGAAGAAAAGAGAUUACAAAGGCAGAGAGAGAUAGAAGAAAGGCGUGCAGCCAGGAAAGGAGGAGGGGCACUAAAACUAGGGGCUAAAAAAACAGCUCUAGAUUGAGCCGGUCUCUGGAGCCAACUGUCAAUGUGAUACAAACUAAGUUUUACAAUUACAUAAAAAGAAAGAUUUAAAUGUCAAAGGUGUAUACGCAUCUUUCCUGCCAAAAGGUGUCCAAUAUUUAAUGUUAUGCAAAAUCUGUAAUAAAAAGCAGAUGAGAUCCUAUGUUUUUGUAAAAUUGUAUUUAAUGGAUGAAUGCCCAAUCUAAUUUUUGACAUUGAACAGAGAUGUGAAUGCUUUUCUGGGAUUAAAAUUGUUAAAUAAUAAAGUUAUGAAUGUAAUUUAAGUUUUUGCAAAUUUUUUGAAUGUAUUUCAAUUAUAUAAUAUUUUAUGAAGUA